AUGACCAAUCGACUGAAACAAGAAGCUGAGUUGGAAAAGACACAUCUUAUAGAACUAAAGGCAGAGCAGAAGCAUGACAGAGAAGCUCUGGAUAUAGAGAGAGACAUGAUGAAGAAAGAGAAACUGGAAUUGGACCAGAUAAGGUCUGACAUCCUUAAACAAAGUCACAUAGUAGGACAAGUGAUAGAAGGUAUCAAAGAGGUAAGAGACAACCUGGAAAUCUCAAAGACUGAGCUACAACAGAACAAAGAACAUCUUGACAGUCAGUUUGAUGAGAUCACCAGAGAGAAAAACAACAUUAAAGAUCUGAUCCUUCAGCUUCAGAGAGAAAGAGACAAGCUUGGCACUAUAAUGAAUAUGUUUACCUUAAAACAAGAGCAACAAUUUUUCAAGGAAGAAGAGUUCAAAAGACAAACACAAGAUUUUGACACCUGUAAGAAGAGUUUACUGGUAGAAAAAGAAGUAAUGGAAAUUUUGAGGAAGGACCUCAACAGGACGAAAGAAGACGUUAAAGCUGCGAUUAACACCAUCAGUGAAGAGAGAGAACAACUCAAUCAGAUAAAGAGUAGUACUGUUAUGGACAGACUAAUGCUUGAGAAUGAAAAGGAAAUAAUAGAAGGUGACAGGUCAGAGCUGGUACUAAGAGAAGAUCAACUCUUGAGUGAAAGGAAAUCCCUUGAAAAUAUGGUGGAAAAAAUCCAACAGCUGAAUAAAAGGAUGAGUGAAGACGUGAAAUACAACAUCAUGAGACUGGAGCAAAACAAUGAAGACUUACUGAAACUGUUGAGUGUUUUGGAACAGAAGCAUGAGGCUCUAGAUAAACAGAAAGAAAAUGUAACAUCUUACACUGAGCUAUUAGAGAGAGAUACGGAAGGGUUGAAGAGUAUGUUGUCAAAAAUUGACAUGCUAAGACAAGAAAUGACCAAUCGACUGAAACAAGAAGCUGAGUUGGAAAAGACACAUCUUAUACAACUAAAGGCAGAGCAGAAGCAAUACAGAAAAGCUCUGGAUAGAGAGAGAGACAUGACGAAUAAAGAGAAACUGGAAUUGGACCAGAUAAGGUCUGACAUCCUGAUACAAAGUCACAUAGUAGGACAAGUGAUACAAGAUAUCAAAGAGGAAAGAGACAAACUGGAAAUCUCAAAGACUGAGCUACAACAGAACAAAGAACAUGUUGACAGUAAGUUUGAUGAGAUCACCAGAGAGAAAACCAACAUUAAUGAUCUGACCAUUCAGCUUCAGAGAGAAAGAGACAAACUUGGCAAUAUCAUGAACAUUCCUACCUUAAAACAAGAGGAACAAGCACUCAAGGAAGAAGAGUUCAAAAGACGAACACAAGAACUGGACACCAGUAAGAAGAGUUUACUGGUUAAAAAAGAAGUAAUGGAACUUUUGAGGAAGGACCUCAACAGUAUGAAAGAAGACGUUAAAUCUGCGAUUAACACCAUCAGUGAAGAGAGAGAACAACUCAAUCAGAUAAAGAGUAGUACUGUUACGGACAGACAAAUGUUUGAGAACAAAAAGGAAAUAAUGGAAGGAGAAAGAUCUGAGCUGAAAGCAAGAGAAGAUCAAUUCUUGAGUGUAAUGAAGUCACUAGAAAAUCUGAAGGAAAAACUGCAACAGCUGAAUCAAAGGGCGGCUGAAGAUGUGAAAAACAAAAUCAUGAGACUGGAACAAACCAAUAAAGACUUAAUGAAACUGUUGAGUAUUUUGGAGCAGAAGCAUGAGGCUCUACAUAAACAGAAAGACAAUAUAACAUCUUACACUGAGCUAUUAGAGAGAGAUACGGAAGGGUUGAAGAGUAUGUUGUCAGAAAUUGACAUGCAAAGACAAGAAAUGACCAAUCGACUGAAACAAGAAGCUGAGUUGGAAAAGACACAUCUUAUGGAACUAAAGGCAGAGCAGAAGCAAGAUAGAGAAGCUCUGGAUAGAAAGAGAGAGAUGAUGAAGAAAGAGAAACUGGACUUGGAGUUGAUGAGGUCUGACAUUCUGAAACAAAGCCACAUCUUAGAAAAAGUGAUACAAGAUAUCAAAGAGGAAAGAGACAAACUGGAAAUCACAAAGACUGAGCUAUACCAGAAUAAAGAACUUGUCGACAGUCAGAUUGAGGUGAUCACCAGAGAGAAAACCAACAUUAAAGAUCUCACCCUUCACCUUCAGACAGAAAGAGACAAAUUUGGCAACAUCAUGAACAUGCUUACCUUAAAACAAGAGGGACAAGCACUCAAGGAAGAAGAGUUCAAAAGACACACACAAGAACUGGAAACCAGUAAGAACAAUUUAUUGGUAGAAAGAAAAGAAAUUGAAAUUUUGAGGAAGGACCUCAACAGGAAGAAAGAAAAGGUUGAAGCUGUCAUUAACACCAUCAGUGGAGAGAGAGAACAACUCAAUCAGAUGAAGAGUAGUACAGUUAUGGACAUACAAAUGCUUGAGAAUGAAAAGGAAAUAAUGGACGGAGAAAGAUCGGACCUGAAAAUAAGGGAAGAUAAACUCUUGAGUAAAAUGAAAUCACUAGAAAAUCUGAAGGAAACACUGCAACAACUGAAUAAAAGGAUAAGUGAAGACGUGAAAAACAAAAUCACGAGGCUGGGGCAAAACAAUGAAGACUUACUGAAACUGUUGAGUGUUUUGGAGCAGAAGCAUGAGGCUCUAGAUAAACAGAAAGACAAUUUAACCUCUUGCAAUGAGCUAUUAGAGAGAGAUACAAAAGGGUUGAAAAGUAUGUUGUCAGAAAUUGACAUGCAAAGACAAGAAAUGACCAAUCGACUGAAACAAAAAGUUGAGUUGGAAAAGACAAAUCUCAUAGAUCUAAAGGCAGAGAAGAAGCAAGACAGAGAAGCUCUGGAUAGAGAGAGAGACAUGAUGAAGAAAGAGAAACUGGAUUUGGAGCAG
Molecule: messenger RNA, 2892 nt
Organism: Etheostoma cragini (Arkansas darter)
Lineage: Eukaryota; Metazoa; Chordata; Actinopteri; Perciformes; Percidae
Product: girdin-like
Exons: 1
Source: RefSeq, a predicted model, not a curated record